Molecule: messenger RNA, 903 nt
Organism: Triticum turgidum subsp. durum (durum wheat)
Lineage: Eukaryota; Viridiplantae; Streptophyta; Magnoliopsida; Poales; Poaceae
Source: the annotation of a GenBank genome assembly
AUGGCGAUCCGUGACCUCCCGAGCUUCUUCACCAAUCUUACGGAUGGAAGGUUAGUUGCGGCGUUCGGGGACAUCCGCAGGACGUUCGAGCAGCUGGACCUGGACGUCGACAGUAGCAGCAGCGCUGGAGGAAGCAGACGAGCCAUGGUGCUCGUGAACACCGUCGAAGAAUUAGAGGCCGGUGCACUCGCGUCGGUUCCUGCACUGGACGUCUUCCCCGUCGGGCCAGCCGUGGUGUCGCUCUUCACUGAGGGCGAGGGCGGCACGAGUGGCGCCGCCGCCGCAGUAGGAGAUCUCUUUGAACACGACGAAAAAGGGUACAUGGAGUGGCUGGACACGAAGCCAGCACGGUCGGUGGUGUACGUGUCGUUCGGGAGCAUGGCGGCGGUGAGCAAGCGACAGAAGGACGAGCUGAAGCGAGGCCUCGCCGCGAGCGGCCGGCUGUACCUGUGGGUGGUGCGGAACAACAACAGAGACGAUGGCUUUGACGACGCCGGCGACGAGCGGCGCAUGGUGGUUGGGUGGUGCGACCAGGUGCGGGUGCUGUCGCAUCCGGCCGUCGGGUGCUUCGUGACGCACUGCGGCUGGAACUCCAUGCUGGAGACCGUGGCAUGCGGCGCGCCGGUGGUCGCCGUGCCACAGUGGUCCGACCAGGACACGAACGCGCGCCUGGUCGUCCAGUGGGGCAUCGGCGUGCGCGCCGCGACCGACGUUGACAGGGUUCUGGAGGCGGGGGAGCUCUCAAGGUGCCUGGAACUGAUCAUGGGUGACAGGGUGGAGGGCGCCGCCAUACGGGCGAGCUCGGCGACGUGGAAGGCGAAGUUGCAGCAAGCGAUUGCGGCCGGCGGCUCGUCCGGUCGUAAUCUGAGGACUUUCCUGGACCAAUUUGCGAAUGAUGCUUAG